AUGUGUUCACCAUGUUGCUGUAAUUUUGGCUCAACGUGCCCAGCUAUAUUGCCCUGUGGUCGCGAGCCUUGCUGCACUUCGUGUCCGCCGCCACCCAUGUGUUGUAAGCCAUGCGUCCCGCCUCCAGUUCCGUGCACGCCUUGUCUACCAUGCCGAUGCCGGCCGGUGUUUAGACAAUGUCCUGCGCCUGUUAUACCUGACUUAGUACCACCAAUAGUACCCAUAUUACCAGCGUGCAAGCCUCGACGCUGUCCACCUCCAGAACCUUGUUUACCUCCUCCUCAGCCUGUUUGCAGUCCACCGGUGCUACCAUGCUGCCCUCCACCGCCACCAUGUGAUCCACCACCGGUGUAUCCCUGCCCAGACCCAAUACCUUGUUACCAACCAGUGCUCCCGCGAUGCAACCCUCAAUGUCCACCACCUAUUUUACCAAAACAACGUCCUAUUUGCCCUAGAGCUCCUCCUGCACCAUAUCCAUGCCUUCCUGUAUGUCGCAGCUGUUGUCCACAUUGUGAACUUGAUCCAGUGACUCGACGUCGCCCUCUAAUUGUUCACGACAGUGUAUUCAAAACUAGGAAGUCUGGGUUACCUGCGGAAUGCUACAAAAGGUCUGAUCCCAGUGUACGAUACGAGAUAGAAAACUAUGUGAAACAGGGUCCUCAAAGCGGUUGCUGUGUACCAAUUCGUGUACCCAUGUUUUAA
Molecule: messenger RNA, 702 nt
Organism: Arctia plantaginis
Lineage: Eukaryota; Metazoa; Arthropoda; Insecta; Lepidoptera; Erebidae
Source: the annotation of a GenBank genome assembly